GGUUGCAUACAACAUAGCCAUCUUGUCAAGAGUGACUGAGUGAGGGAGGCAACUGUAGGCGCUGCUCAGACCCUCGGUUGUUGUAAAGCGUUACAUUCAGGGCGCUUUCCUCCCUCGGCCGCCGAGGAAGCGUCGCCACCCAAUGACCGUGGAGCCGGUGGAGUGAGCGGGUACAAAGGGCUGCUUUCGGGAAGAUGUCUCACAUACUUGUUCCGACGUAGGGGGAGUGUGCAGCAGCCAGUUGGCUUGACUUGCUAGCUAGCUCAGUGAGUGGAGGGCUGCGGGCCCUCCUCCGCCUAAAGUAGCUCCUGCAGCUGGGCAACACACUGCGACAACGGCCGUCUGACAACUGCACAGCCGGGACAUCAGCAGGCCGGUCCGGACCGAGCGAGAGCCGCGGGUCCACCGUCGUACAGGCUGCUGGUAUCCGUGUCUAAAGCCGCAUUGCUGGACAAGACGAGGAGGAAAGUGUGGCGUUGCGUUAUGAGCUCAUGAAACGCAACAGGAGACCGAGAGAGGAAGAGGGAUGGCGUAGAUUCAUCUCCAUUACAGCUAGCAGAGCUAAGUAAAGCAGAGGAAAGUGUGCUGUUUAAUAUGAUCUGAGCGUUUCGAAGCUGCAACCAGCUCGUCCCUUUCUGACAACAGGAUCAACAUAGCCAUACGGGACCUGGAAUCAGGCUUGUCAAUAUGUCGAAAAUGCCAGCCAAGAAGAAGAGCUGUUUCCAGAUCACCAGUGUGACACAGGCCCAGGUGGCGGCUAUAGGUGCCGCCGACGACACCGAGAGUCUGGACGACCCGGACGAGUCGCGGACUGAAGAUGUGUCGUCGGAGAUAUACGACAUGUCGCGGGCUGAGUACGAGCCUGCGUGUGACAGGAGCUCAUCUGAAGAAGCCCUGAAUAAUGUCGGCGAGCCAGAGGUUGUUACGGCACCAGCACACAUACCUCAACCCGGUCAGCUGUCUGCGCUGUCAAACAAUCCCAUUGUGGAGUUCAGAAAAGUUGGAGUGUCGGGCUCAAGUCAAGGUGGUCAGCAACCAGCGGGGGUUGGCGUUACACCUGGUUUACCCCUUAUUGCCCAGCCUGGGGCAAUGCAGCAACAGCCUGCUCCAGCCGGGCCAGCCAGUGUGUCAGUAAACACAUCCCAACCUGCUGCAGUGCCCAGUCCAGCUCCAGCUCCCGCCUCCUCCACGGUGAGUUGCACUUCACGCUUCAGGGUCAUUAAACUCGAUCAUGGUACUGGAGAGCCCUUUCGGAGAGGCAGGUGGACGUGUACGGAGUUUUAUGAGAAAGACUCGGAGGCCUCUGUUGUUAGUAGGACUGUAGAUAGCAUAAAGCAUGCCAGUGCCAUACUGGACCCUGCUGCAGACAGAGACAGUGGGCUCGGGCACACGGGAGGAUCUGUGGUUGCCCCGGCAACACACUCGGGUCAGGGCCUGGGCUCUGUGGCGGAUGCUUCUCUCUCGUCGCCCCGCAUGCACGCGGUGGAGACGCUACCGCAGCAGCAACAGAUCCACCAUCAAAACUACAGCGUCCGGCAACAGGGUCUCAGUGGGUCGACCACACAGAGCGCUUUCCCCAGCAGCAAGCCCACAUCUGUCCCAGCUCAGCCAGCGGUGGGAGGGCUCCAGCCUGCUGCUCCCCAGAGCGCGCUGCCUGUUGGACAAAACGGCCUGCCACAAUCUGGUGUCCACAUACAGAAGUCCCCCAUCAUGCCUCCUUCAGCCCAGCCCAUCGCCUACCCUCCUCAGCAUCAACAGCUUCCCAUUGGCCACCACCUGAGCGGCCCGUCGGAGUACUAUCAGCAGCAACAACCCGCUUCCAUGCAGCCGGUGCUGACCGCUGGCCAGUCCCUCCCGGUGUCCAGCCUCUCUGCGGGGCCACAGCCUGUGGGACAAGGACCCGCGGCGGUCUUGCCGCCAGCCUCUGGAGGGGCUUCUGUGCCAAGCCAGGUUGGAGAUGUUGCGGGAGCGGUGGGGGGAUCUGCCCCUAUGGGACAGCCAGCCCCAGGCCUCUUGCAGCAGCAGCCUGGAUUAAUGGCAGGUAUCGGUAUCGCAGGCUCCAUACUGGCCGGUGGAUCCGCUUUGCAGCAGCAGGCUGUGAGUCAGUAUGGAGCGCCUGGACAGCUUCAACCCCACGGCCUCCACCCUACAUCUUCUGUUGUACAAAAUGUGCCUGCCAUCGCAGUGAGCUCCAGUGUGCCCACCACUGUGCCCGCUGCUGUGCCCAGUGCCUCCAGUGCAGCCAUGCCAAAUGUGACAGCCUCCAGUUUGCCUCCAAGUCAGAUCGCCCACAGCAAGACUCUAGUGGUUUUGGGGGUGCAGGGCCACCCAACAACUGGAUUUGGACACGUGGAGGGUGGUAGCGGAGGGAAAUCAGAGGGUCUCGUCAACGCACAGUCUCCUUUUGUCUCUGGGAAGGAACCGGUGAAGCCCUUCAUGCCUGAGAGCCUGCAGCUCGCCACUCCAACCGUCAACAGCCUGUUUGGAAUCCACAUACCUGUGGACGGGGAUGUGGACAGGAACCCCUCCAAGGCUUUCUACCAGGCCUUCCAGUCUGGCAGCAGAUUAAGGGACUCAAAGGCCCACAGUGAUAGGGCCUCAGGAACCAAUGUUGCUGCCAUUGAUAAUAAAAUUGAACAGGCAAUGGACCUGGUGAAAAGCCAUCUGAUGUAUGCAGUGCGCGAGGAGGUGGAGGUCUUAAAGGAACAGAUCAAAGAGCUGUAUGAGAGGAACUCUGUGCUGGAGAGGGAGAACGCCGUGUUGAAAUCUCUGGCCAACAGCGAGCAGCUGUCUCAGCUGUCCACCCAGUCGGCCACCAGCACCGGCUCCACGCCUCCCCUGCAAGGACUCAGCCAGCCUCAGCAGCAGGCCCAGCCUCCUCUUCAAGUCCAGCCUCAGCCUCAGCCGCAGCCUCAGCCGCAGUCACACCCCCAGCUCCAGCAGCACCCCAAACCCCAGCAGCUCCAGACUCAGCCUCAGCUCGAUCCUGGCCAACAACAGCAACAACUGCAACCCAACGUCACCUCCGCUUGAAGCGCAUCUGCCCUGCUUCGCAUAGGGCAGGGGGAAAAAAGAAAAAAAGAAGAGCAUCUUCCCUACAACUUAUUACAAUUAGUGUAUGUGAAAUUAAAAAGAAGAAAAAAAAAACUGUCUUCUUAGCCACCAGCUUGACCACAAAGUACAGUGCUUGUGUGUGUCCGAGUGAGUUAGCAAGCAAGUGUGACUGUGAAAUGUAAGUGUGUAUGCAUCUGUACUGUGGGCCUUUCCAGUGUUAAUGCAAUCAUCAAGAGAGAGACAGAGAGACUUGGAGAAAGUGUGUGUAGAGACAGCGUGUCAGGGAAGGUCAGGGUGUUUUUUUUUUUUUUUCUUGUUUUUUUUCCCAUCUUGGCUGCGUUCCCGGAUUGGUUGACUGCUGGGUCCAAGCUCGUGGACAGGAUGUCUUUUCUCCUUGGACCAGGCCAGAGCCAGAGCAGCCCGCCGCCUGACCUGAAACCUGCUCAAACCGUGGGUGUGGAAAGGGAGGGGUUCACCUCACAUAAGGGACAAACGGGAGUGAUUGUCAAAAAGAGAGCGAUUAUUUUUCUAAAUGAGAGAUAAUUGGGUGGGUAAAGGGGUAUUUUUAGCCUUGCUGUUUCAUGUUGUAAAGUAAGAAGUGGGAGAGAGUCUGUUUUUCCGGAGCGCCACACCGCUGCCGUUACUUUUACAUCCAGUCCAACCCUUGCAUCGGUCUUUUGAGUUCUACUGUGUUUUAUUUAUUACAGGGCUGCUAUUUUCAUAAAAGAACAAUUUCAUGAAACCUGUUUUAACCGAAGCCCAGUGACUUGUUUCCUUUUUCCUUUUUUCUUUUACAGUGUUUCAACAGAUUGGCCAAACUUCCCGGGGGCAAUGCUUUAAUUGUUAAAAAAAUAAAUAAAGAAAUUCUGACAAAUGUUUAACACUAACUCAAAUGUUACUCUGCAAUUGCCAAUUCAUAGCUUGAGUCAAGAUCCAGUAUAAAUGUACAUUUUUGUAUAGUAUAAAGUAUUAAGAGCCUUGCUGGGUGACUCUUCACCUGUUGACAUCAAAUCUUAACAUGGGCCUGCAGAAGGCAUUUGAUGAAGAUUCAAAUCUGUCGGUAGUUUUAUCUAAAAAGUGAAUUAGUGUUGCCAUACCCCCCCUCCUUCUUGGUUUUUUUCUCCCAGUGUGUUUCCUGAGGGGGCCAGGGGGGAAAGCUGUGAAAUCAUUCAACCUACUUUGUAACCAAAGAUGCAAAGCUGUGUAAAUUGAUUAUUUUUUAAAGCACACUCGUUAUUUUUUUUUUGUUUUGUUACUUCCUCCUUCACAAAAUAUUUUGUUGCUGUUCAGCAUGUUCUGCAUGAUCUGUAAUCUUCAAACCACUUUCUUACCUCAUUUUUAUUCAGCACUCUUAUUGUAAGAUAGUCUGUGAACAGUGUAAAUGGAGAAAAUGAUGCAGAGUGGGCAGAAAGAAAAAUAACCUAGUGUUAUUGACACUAGUCACAGAAAAAUGAAGUGAGCCAUGUUUUGUUCAUUUGAAUGGUGUUUGAAUUUCAUAUGCCAAUAGUUUUGUUACAUUGCAAAUUUUAAUGUAUUUAAAUAAAAGCAAUAUUCAGAUUCCAAAA
Morone saxatilis (striped sea-bass) is the source of this 4619-nucleotide messenger RNA. Its product is annotated as TSC22 domain family protein 2-like. Lineage: Eukaryota; Metazoa; Chordata; Actinopteri; Moronidae. Bases 688 to 3033 code for a protein of 781 amino acids. The transcript is spliced from 4 exons. Gene Ontology annotation, biological process: regulation of transcription by RNA polymerase II. The record is from RefSeq and is a predicted model, not a curated record.